Molecule: messenger RNA, 1440 nt
Organism: Trichomonas vaginalis G3
Lineage: Eukaryota; Parabasalia; Trichomonadida; Trichomonadidae
Product: armadillo (ARM) repeat-containing protein family
Exons: 1
Coding region: 1-1440 (479 amino acids)
Source: RefSeq, a predicted model, not a curated record
AUGGAAGAAGAUUAUAAAUUUGGUGACGAAAAAGAAAAUAAUGAUGGCCUUAGUGGCUUACUAAAGCACUUUGAUGCUAAAAAUGGAGAAUCUAAUCAAAUUACAGAAAAUGAUGUUUCCAUUUUGUUGGGAUUAGUUUCUCAAUUGCAACAAUCAAUUUCAGACGGUGACAUUACUGCAAUAACAUCAAUUUUAGAUGAAUUUAAUCAAGCUCUCGUUUAUAAUCCAGAAAAAGUAGCCAAAAUCCUCGAUUUCGAUGAAUUUUACAGCGAAAUUGCAAAAUCACUUGUUACACUCACUGGUACUGAAGAUGUUCUUCAAAUUUUUAGAUUAUCUUACAAUAUAUUGAUUUCACUUCCAAAUAGACAAGAAUUUUUCAGUAGUAUAUUCGAAUCUGCAAUAAAUGAAUGCCAAAAUACUGAAAUUACUGAAAUUUACUCUUGGUGUUCAAAAUUAAUUUUUGCUUUUAUUUCGAACGUAGAAGAUAACCAAGAUAACUUAGAUGUGCUCGAAAUACGAAAUGCUGCAAUACAAUGCUUAGAUUUCUCAGAAGAAGAGAUCGAAAACGGUUCAAAAAUUUAUGAAUACAUAAUCAAACAUUGUAAUCCAAAGAUUCUCAAGUACAUGAUGUUUAAAGAUUUUAGAGAUUUCAUUCUCCACGAAAAUCUUUCUCAAACAGCGAUGUUGAGAAUAUUAAAUGCAAUUAUUAUGUAUUUAAGCAAUUACCCAGAUGGACUACAAGAAUUUGAUAGAAAUAAUUUGUUUCCUGUAAUCCGUGAUCGCUUUUUGGAUACAAAAUCUCAAGAAGGAGAAUUUGAGUGCGAUAUCAUAUUAUUGCAAUCAUAUUUAAGACUUGUAGACAAUCUCAUUAAUAUAAGUGAUGGAAAUACAGGAAGAAUGUAUUAUGAACUCGCUGAUUUACCACAAUUUAAUUAUUUCUUCACAGAAUAUGAUGAAAGUAAGGAAGGAAUAAUCGGAAUAUUGUUACAGAUUCACAGUAGAGCAAUUAAUAAUAUGAAAUCUGAUAGAAAUUUCAGUCAACAAGUUUUAUCAAAUAUUCCACUUGAAGACAUCAUGAAUAUUCAAGGAUUGUUUACCAUGAAGUGUAUAAUUGUUAAAUUUAUAUCAGUUUACGCUAGAAAUUUCCAACAACUCGUUGAGCCUCAAAAUUUUUAUAAUUUUCUUUUAGAAUAUUCAGAGUUCCUUGAAGAAGUCGAUUGCGAAACUGACCAUCUUAUUUCCUACCUCACAAUUCUUCACAUUGUUCUGAAUAAUUUGCAAAAAGAUGAGUUCAGAGAGACAUAUAUCAAUGAUCUUGUUGAAAAUGGCAUCUAUGAAAAGCUUAUGGAUUUAUAUUACGAUGCCUCUGACUCUGUUGUUGAAUACGUCGGAAUUGUUUUGAAAUAUUUCCCUGAAGAAGAUGAAGAAGACAAACCAUAG